AGCAGAUUGAGAGUUAGACCGACUUACGCGAGCGCAAUUGAGCACGUUCGUGAAUACUAAGGGCAAGAUGGAGAGGGACCGAAACGGCUCACAUGAGCCAAUUUCCCUCCGAGGUGCGGGUUUCUGUCGUCCUCAAUUCAACUGUGGCUGACCGUACGCAUAGUCAUCGAUUCACCCGGCUGCGCAGCGCUGUAGCCAUCGUACGCUCCAUCAUCGUACUGUGUAUGCCUGUAGUCGGUACUGCGAUGAUUGGAAACCUACGACCGAGUACGCGGUGCGCUGUAGAGUUACGUACCCACUGAUCAGGGUCUACAUGUAUCUUCUAACCCACGCGUUCACCUUAAGAAUCUGGCUCCAUCACGAUGAGCAGCCCAUGUCCUACCGUAGGAUCGAGCGUACGAGAG
This is a messenger RNA of Saitoella complicata NRRL Y-17804, 404 nucleotides long. RefSeq lists its product as uncharacterized. The transcript has a single exon. Lineage: Eukaryota; Fungi; Ascomycota; Saitoellomycetes; Saitoellales; Saitoellaceae. The record is from RefSeq and is a predicted model, not a curated record. Bases 93 to 302 code for a protein of 69 amino acids.